This is a messenger RNA of Drosophila innubila, 1225 nucleotides long. Its product is annotated as deoxynucleoside kinase. The transcript is spliced from 4 exons. Gene Ontology annotation, biological process: nucleobase-containing compound metabolic process. Gene Ontology annotation, cellular component: mitochondrion; cytoplasm. Lineage: Eukaryota; Metazoa; Arthropoda; Insecta; Diptera; Drosophilidae. Bases 109 to 915 code for a protein of 268 amino acids. The record is from RefSeq and is a predicted model, not a curated record. Gene Ontology annotation, molecular function: deoxynucleoside kinase activity; ATP binding.
AUAGGCUUUUCUCUGACAUAUGGAAACUCUUUUAUUAUUUUGGUUAUUAAAAAUAAAUACAAAUGUAAUACACUUUCGUCGGCGUCGAAGUUAUAAAAAUAGCUCAAGAUGCAGUCCUCGCUAAAAACAAUUAUAAUGAUAAGACAAAGCUUAGCUGGACUAAUGGCCAUGGCAGCAGAUUGUGCAAGAAAGGGACAAAAAUAUGCCCAGGACACGCAACCGUUUACGGUGUUAAUUGAAGGAAACAUUGGCAGUGGAAAGACAACGUAUUUAAACCAUUUUCUGAAAGUUGAAAAAGAUGUCUGUCUUAUCACAGAGCCGGUGGAAAAGUGGCGUAAUGUGAAUGGUGUAAAUUUGCUGGCUAAAAUGUAUGAGGAUCCCAAGAAAUGGGCAAUGCCCUUUCAGUCGUACGUCACAUUAACGAUGCUGCAGGCACAUACACAGCCAACAAACAAAAAGUUGAAAAUAAUAGAGCGUUCCAUUUAUAGCUCACGCUAUUGUUUUGUAGAGAAUAUGUACCGGAAUGGAUCUUUGGAGCUGGGCAUGUACAACACACUUCAGGAAUGGUACAAGUUUAUUGAGCAAUCGAUCCACGUGCAGGCCGACCUAAUUAUUUAUCUACGCACCACUCCCGAGGUGGUCUUUGAGCGGAUGAGGGAACGUGCACGUUCCGAGGAGAGUUGUGUACCAUUGAAAUAUUUGCAGGAGUUGCAUGAACUGCAUGAGGAUUGGCUCAUACACCAGCGGCGUCCACAGCAAUGCAAGGUUCUUGUAUUGGAUGCCGAUCUGAAUCUGGAGAACAUUGGCAGCGAGUACCAGCGUUCGGAGACGAGCAUUUUUGAUGCAAUCUCAAGUGCACAUCAGCCUCCAGCGGUGCUGGUGUCGCCCAGUAAACUUCAAAGAAUGUCCAGCUAACUGAAGAUUGAAAGUACAAGUAUGGACACAUCUAGCAGAAUAUAUUUAUAACUAUAUUUAAUAAUUUAACCCAGAAGUCUGCUAGAUUCACAGACUCUGAAUACACAUUUCCUAUUUAAUUUUAAUUGUUUGGGUACGAAAUUUUAUAUAUAACCCAGGCAACAUAUUCUUUAAUCUUAAGUUUAAUUGUGUAAUCUGUACUUACCUUCAAUUUGAACGUUUAUAAUCACUAUUAUAUUAUAUACCUAUUAACUUACAUUCUAAGCUGAAAAUAAAAUAAACAUCGCUGUUGGCAUUUGAGAUAGUGUAA